Molecule: messenger RNA, 189 nt
Organism: Auxenochlorella protothecoides
Lineage: Eukaryota; Viridiplantae; Chlorophyta; Trebouxiophyceae; Chlorellales; Chlorellaceae
Exons: 1
Coding region: 1-189 (62 amino acids)
Source: RefSeq, a predicted model, not a curated record
AUGCGCUCGUCGCCCUCCGCCAUCGUGGCCCCCGGCCCGUCCCAGGUGGCCUCGCCCCCCGCCGACCGGAUGGUGAGCAGGAGCAGCUCACGCGGGACCUCCCGCCCCAGGAAGAAGACCAGGCCACGGAAGAGCGUGGCGCACACCGCCGCCUCGUCGUCGGGGUCCACCAGCAGGCCGGGGGCAUAG